Danio rerio (zebrafish) is the source of this 3290-nucleotide messenger RNA. NCBI's taxonomy places the organism in Eukaryota, Metazoa, Chordata, Actinopteri, Cypriniformes, Danionidae. The record is from RefSeq and is a predicted model, not a curated record.
UUGCCGGGUGGUGCUGUUAUUCAGUAUUCACUGGAGUUGAACUUUCCUCAGAUCAGCAGAGACCCGAGCAUAGGCGAUUAUUGAUCUGCGUUGGACUUCGGAUCAUCAAACACAAGCACAGACUGACUGACGGAAACACGUGAACAACCGAACAUGCACGCAGUCUGGAGAAAAUCCGCCUAAAAAUGCACCAAAGAUGAACCGGAGGGGAUAAAGAUUCGGUUCGGAUUCGGUUCAUGAUGGAGCUCGGAAACGGGUUCACAGCGGAUCCGAAUCGAGGCCGCGGCGGCAGAACAAAAUCUGGCGCCGAUCCGAAUCCGGUCCAUAAAAGGAGAAGCUUCCGGAAAUGUCUGAUCUCCAUCAUCAUCAUCAUCCUCAUCAUCUUCAUCCUGGCAGGAUCUGCAUGUCUCAUUUGGUACUUUCUCGAGUACCGGGUGUGGGUUCUAGAGCCGCGGGUCCUCCAGCAGUACACCUGCAGUGUCUCCAUCCUCAACAAGAACUUCAGCUCCAGUCUGUGGAACCACGAGAGCGCAGAGUUCAGGAGAGAAGCCUCCAUUGUGGAGAACAUGUUUGAGAAGCUGCUGAGAAACUCUGACCUGUCCAGAUUCUUCAACUCCAGCGCCGUCUUCGCCUUCAGUGAGGGCAGUGUUGUGGCUCAUCUGUGGUUGUGUCUGUCGGUCCCUGUGAGUCUGCAUGCAGUGGAUCUGCAGCGCAUCAACAGCAGUGUGUUCAGAGAGCUGCAGCGCUGCAGUGCAGACCAGCACACCAGCACAUAUGAGGGACUGGACCUGCUGCUGUCGUCAUUCAGCAUCACCGAAACCGACAGCAAAGUUCUAGAUCUGUUUCAGGCCACGUUUGACUGCUACCGCUACACAUCAGUGGUGUCGGUGGAUGUGGUUCUGCUGGAGGGCCCGAACCAGCAGCACUCCUCCUGUCUGUGGCACCUGAGGGCCCCAUCCGGCAGGCGUCUGGAGCUGCAGGUGCAGUGGCUGCGGAGCGAGUGCAGAGACCGGCUGAUCAUCUACGACUCCAUCACACCCACAGACACACACCUCAUCACCUCGCUGUACGGCUGCAGUCGGUAUGAGCAGUCGGUGCAGCUGCUGUCGUCUGCUGACUGGAUGACGGUGGUCUGGAAGCAGGGGCUCUACAGCUACAAGGACCCGUUUGCUCUGAGCGCACGGGCAUGGCCAGACCAGGGUAAUCAACUCAGUGUCGUGCUGGAGCAAACUCUCGCUGUUCAGGGUGAUUUACGGACCCCAUUUUACCCCCAUUAUAACACCUCUGACACCAACUGCCACUGGGACUUGUGGGUGCCGUCAGUGGACUAUGGUCUGACUCUGGCGUUUGAAGGCUAUGAGCUGAACCGGGCCAGCUACAGUCAGACGUGCACACAGGGCAGCUGGAGCAUCCAGAGCCGCAGGCUGUGUGGUGUGCGCGGGCUGCAGCCGUAUGCGGAGCGGAUCUUCCUUCUGUCCUCCAGCAUCACGGUCUCUCUGAGCUCUGAGGUUUCACUGACCGGACCCGGAAUACAGAUACACUACAGCAUCUUCAACCAGUCCGAGCCAUGUCCCGGUCAGGCGUUGUGUAUCCUCAACGGUCUGUGUGUUCCAGCGUGUGACGGGAUCACCGACUGCCCGAACGGCUCCGAUGAGAGAAACUGUGUGUGUAUUGCUCAGUUUCAGUGCACAGAGGACAGUCAGUGUGUCGAUUACUAUAAAGUGUGUGACCAGCAUCCAGACUGCAUUGAAGGCAGCGAUGAGGACAACUGCACACAUGGUGUACCAUGCUCUGACAUGACGUAUGUUUGUGGUGAUGGAACGUGUCUGAAGAAGCCGAACCCAGAGUGUGACUUCAUCACCGACUGUCCUGAUGAAUCUGACGAGAAACACUGCGACUGCGGCCUGAGGCCCUUCAGCAGCCGUAUAGUGGGCGGGGCUGAUGCAGUGGAGGGGGAGUGGCCAUGGCAGGCCAGCCUGCAGAUCAGGGGGCGGCACAUAUGUGGAGGGGCGUUAGUCUCCGCCCAGUGGGUGGUGUCUGCAGCUCACUGUUUCCAUGAUGACAGGUAUUCCCCAUCAGUGUGGACAGUGUAUCUGGGUAAGCUGCGUCUGUCCAGCAGUGGUCAGUCAGAGGAGGCGGUGGGCGUCUCGCUCAUUCACCUGCAUCACUACUAUGAUGACGAGACUCAUGAUUACGACGUGGCGCUGCUGCGGCUGGCGCGGCCGGUGUGGGCGGGUACGCUGGCACAGCCUGUGUGUGUGCCGCCCGUCACGCAUCAGCUGGAGCCGGAGCUGCUGUGCUGGGUCACGGGAUGGGGAGCGCUCAGAGAGGGAGGGGCAGUGAGUGACGUCCUGCAGAAGGUGGAUGUUCGUCUGGUCAGUGAAGACGCCUGUGUUCGCUCGUAUGGAUACCUGAUCUCUCCUCGGAUGAUCUGCGCUGGAUACCGCAGCGGAGGGAAAGAUGCCUGUCAGGGUGACUCUGGCGGGCCGCUGGUGUGUCAGGAGCCGUCUGGCCGCUGGUUUCUGGCCGGUGUGGUCAGCUGGGGUCGUGGCUGUGGACGGGCGGAUUAUUACGGCGUUUACACCCGGAUCACUAAACUCAGCGUGUGGAUCAAACGCAUGAUCUCCUCCUGAGAGGCUCCAACACACCACUCUGUGUGCCAGACUCAACGCAGCAGGGUUGCCAAGUUUUCACAACAAGAGACCAACAGCCAAUCAAAAGUAGCCCAAAAACAAGCCCAAUCCCUAAACAAAAACUGUGGCAUUCCCCAAUGGACAAAACACAUGAGUGAACGCGCUGUACAGGGCUUUUCUAUGACUUUACUUAGAGGUGGAGUUGGAGAGCAGGAGGCGAGGGGGGGGCAUGAUUAAACCCACAGAUGACAAAACAACCAGUAUACACAGAUUAAAACUAGCCCAAUUCUACAGGAAAACCACAGCCUUGGCAACACUGCAUGGCAGAUGAAGAUGGAGCUCAUGUGACCAUGCGCAUAUGAAUAUUGAUGAGCACACACUGUUCAUCUGCACAACUGAUUUUGAAUAGCUGAUAAUGCUGGCGGUGCUGUGAGCUCUGGUUAUUCAAGCUUUUCUCAAACUAACUGUUCACAUUGAGUCAACAGUGUGUGCUGAAAAACUUCAUUACCCACGAUGCUGUGUAACUGAUUCCUCCAAUCAGAGAUUUGCAGUGAUCGACGCAUUCUGAAAGAGGUCUUAGCUCCGCCCACUCUCAUAUUGCAUAAUUAAUGAUGUAAUGGAGUCUAUCAAUGCUUUUAAAGUACUGAAAGAAUUGUG